AAAUACUUCCCACCCACGAAUAGACGGCACAACCACGCACGCUUUCUCCUUCCUUCUCCCCCAAUACUCUCCCUCUCCCUUUCCCUCUGUUGCGGGACGCCGAACGUCGAACGCCGAACGCUGAAGCUUGAGCAAAGCAGCGAGUUCGAUUAUUAUCCAAGGGAAAAAAGAGAAAAAGAAAGUAAGAAGGGGGCGGAGAUGGUUCUGUCACAGAAGCUGCACGAUGCGUUCAAAGGAACGGUGGAGAGAAUCACAGGUCACCGCACGGUCUCCGCCUUCAAAGAAAAAGGCGUUCUCAGCGUCUCCGAGUUCGUCACAGCUGGCGAUAACCUCGUCUCCAAGUGCCCCACCUGGUCCUGGGAAUCUGGUGAGCCGAGCAAGAGGAAGCCGUACCUACCAUCGGAGAAACAGUAUUUGAUUACUAGAAAUGUGCCGUGCUUACGAAGGGCUGCAUAUUUGGAAGAGGAGUAUGAAGCUGCUGGUAUGGAAAUUCUUCUUGAUAAUGAAGAUAAUGAUGGCUGGUUGGCAACCCACGGGAAGCCAAAGGAUACAAGUGGUGAGGUGGAAAACUUACCCUCCAUUGAAAGUUUAGAAAUCAGCAAGAAUAGGGAUGUGAAAUCAGUCCCCUCGCAUGUUGGAGUGGAAGAUGAAGAUGAUAUUCCUGACAUGGCUGACUUUGAAGAAGCGGACAACAUUGAGAUUGAUCCUGGAACAUAUCUUAUUGCUCAUGAACCUGACGAUGACAAUAUUUUACGAACCCGAACAUAUGAUGUCAGCAUCACAUAUGAUAAAUAUUACCAGACUCCUCGAGUGUGGCUUACUGGGUAUGAUGAGUCAAGGAUGCUUUUACAAGCAGAGCUCGUACUUGAAGAUGUCAGUCAAGAUCAUGCACGCAAAACUGUAACUAUUGAGGAUCAUCCCCACUUGUCUGGAAAGCAUGCAUCUGUACAUCCCUGCCGACAUGGGGCUGUGAUGAAAAAAAUUAUUGAUGUGCUAAUGUCACGUGGAGUGGAACCAGAAGUUGAUAAGUACCUAUUCUUAUUCUUGAAAUUUGUUGCCUCUGUAAUUCCAACUAUUGAAUAUGAUUAUACGAUGGACUUUGAUCUCGGCAGCUCCAGCAGUUAGCAACUUUGCAGAGGGGAUCGUAUAUGCACUCGGUCAUUGUCAUAGAUUGGAGUUGGAAGCUAAGAUGCUACCAUUUAGGCUACUACUGUAUUGUACGUAUCCUCAAACAAUCUGCUACGAUCGCAGUACGUUUGACUGCUUGUACAGAUGGCUAAAUUGUUUAUGUGAAAUUCUCGUAGGUGUUUGUUGAUACGUGUUGCACUGCGUAAUUUGCCGUCUAUUACACAAAAACAGUAUAUAAUAUCCGACUUUUCUAAUUUUA
Molecule: messenger RNA, 1387 nt
Organism: Pyrus x bretschneideri (Chinese white pear)
Lineage: Eukaryota; Viridiplantae; Streptophyta; Magnoliopsida; Rosales; Rosaceae
Product: autophagy-related protein 3-like
Exons: 10
Coding region: 199-1125 (308 amino acids)
Biological process (GO): autophagy of mitochondrion; nucleophagy; autophagosome assembly
Cellular component (GO): cytoplasmic ubiquitin ligase complex; cytosol
Molecular function (GO): Atg8-family ligase activity
Source: RefSeq, a predicted model, not a curated record